AUGCCGAGCGAGCCAGGCACCCGUCCGACAGCGCCACGUCGGCUCGACCCAAAUCGGCCCGCCGUGUGCCGCCACUUUCGGAAGGGCCUGUGCCUUUACGGAACUCGCUGCGCCUUCUCGCACUCAGAGCCGCCGCCGCCGCCACCGCCGCCGCCACCACCGCCAUCAGCCGACCUCGUCGAGGCUCAGGCGCGCUACUCGGUUCUACGCGACCGCUGCAAGUCGCUCGCCGCCUCCGGCGCGCCGCGCGAGCAUCUCCUCGCUGCGGCUGCGGCGCUUCGGGAGCAGGGAGAGGCCGUGCGGGCGUUGCGGCCUGCCAAGUCCGCCUCGCGCUUCACGGAGCGGCCGCGGGUGCGGAACAAGGAGCGCGCGGGCGCGCUGCGCCGCUUCCUGAUCGACACCUACGGCCUCGAGCGUACAACCGCCCGGCCGGUCGCCGAGGGCUCGACGGGGGUGGCGGCGGUGGUGGCGGUGGCGGUUGCGGCGGCGGUGGUGAUGGCCGCGAGGGCGGUGGCGGCGGCGGAGAGGGCGGUGGCGGUGGCGGAGGUGGCGGCGAUGGCGGUGGCGGCGGCAAGCUGCCUUCGGACAUUGAGGCACUGGCCGUGCCUGUUUGUGGCCUCGCUGUGGGAGGGGCUGCUUCCCUUCUUGGCCGAGCCAAGCCCCUGCGGCGAGGGGCCGGUGGGGGAGGAGGCGGCGGCGGCGGAGGCGGCGGCGGCGGCGUCCUCGCUGCGGUGGACCGACAAGGGGCUGGUGGCGGUGGGGGAGGGGGGGGAGGAGGAGGAGCGAGGCGAGGCGGCGGGGGUGGGCCCUCAUAGCGGCCAGCCGGGUGCGGCCGAGGUGUGGCGGACGCUCGUGCACUGCUCGGCGGUGGUGGGGAUGCACCCCGACGGAGCGACGGAGGCGAUCGUCGACUUUGCGCUGGCGGGCGGCUGUAGGCCGGCCAGCGGCAAGCCGUUUGCCGUGCCCUGCUGCGUCUACUCUGCGUACUUCCCCACCCGCAGGGACAAGCGCGGGAAGCGAGUCACCUCGUACACCGCCUUUGUCAAGUAUUUGGUCGACAAGGCGCCCGGCCGCAUCGGCACGAGGACGUUGCCCUUCGAAGGGAAGAACAUCGUCGUGUACUCUCUGCCGGAGAGCGGCGGCGGCGGGGAGGGGGAGGGGGCGAUGUUGUGCGAACCUUGCGAGUGA
This is a messenger RNA of Emiliania huxleyi CCMP1516, 1188 nucleotides long. RefSeq lists its product as hypothetical. The record is from RefSeq and is a predicted model, not a curated record. The transcript has 8 exons. Bases 1 to 1188 code for a protein of 395 amino acids. Lineage: Eukaryota; Haptophyta; Isochrysidales; Noelaerhabdaceae. Gene Ontology annotation, molecular function: metal ion binding.